ACGUGCCCUAACAACAGAGAAAGGCCAAAAGUAUAGCCUACUAUACAUCGACUUAAAAUACAAAAAUAAACGCUAUUUUAUUUCAUGAAAGAGCGAGGUGGAGGGAAAAAGUGCGUGUUAAAUAAAUAGUAACCACCUGCGGUUGACACGCCACUUCUGUCCUCGCUCUCUCAAAUGCGGUCUAGCUGCGCUUUGGGAGAGAGUGGGUUAAAUCCUGACUCGGCAGGCAGGCAGGCAGGCAGGCAGCGCGCACCCCUCCCCGCCCCCAUCUCCCCGUUUCUGUGCGUCUGCUUUGGAGUUUUCCCUGUUAUAUGCGGGCUCGGCGGCUGUUUUUACAUAGUGACACACAAGGAUCGGCAACUUUGCCCGGACCCCGAACGUCGGAACACAACGGGGGGGAUCGCGUAUCGAUUCGGGACCCAAAGCACAAAUCGUAAGGCCCCGCUUUAAAUUUCUCCUGGCGACAUUUUUUAGGCCAUUUUCGUAGCCUUUAUCGGACUCUUUUGUUGCUGAGAACUGAGUCGGGCUAUUGAAAAGGGAACGAAAGCUGCAAUGGGGAAGACGGCCGCUGCGAUGGAACUGAAGUUUGGAGGCAAAUGAUCGGCGAUGCGCGAGUAUAUGUGCAGGACUGCAGGCUUUUGUGUUCACUGGCAGCUCUGAGUCCUCUUCACCAGGACCCAGAACCACUGGACCCACUCCCCCCCCACCGCCCCCCCACCUCGGCACCAUCGCCCCCUUCACCCCUCCUCUGCUGGAGAGCCGCGGUGUGCGUGGGGCAGGACCCCUGCUGCUUCCCCCUCCCCCCACCUCCCCUGUACAAGCGUGACUCCGUCCCCUUCCUCCGCCCCCACCCCUCCUCCUCCUCCUCCCCGCCGUCGCCAUGACGACCUCGGCCCUGCGCCGGCAGGUGAAGAACAUCGUGCACAACUACUCGGAGGCGGAGAUUAAGGUGCGCGAGGCCACGUCCAACGACCCCUGGGGCCCGUCCAGCUCGCUGAUGUCGGAGAUCGCCGACCUCACCUUCAACGUGGUGGCCUUCACCGAGGUCAUGGGCAUGAUCUGGAAGCGGCUCAACGACCACGGCAAGAACUGGCGGCACGUCUACAAGGCCCUGACGCUGCUGGACUACCUGAUCAAGACGGGCUCGGAGCGCGUGGCCCAGCAGUGCCGCGAGAACGUCUUCACCAUCCAGACGCUGCGGGACUUCCAGUACGUGGACCGCGACGGCAAGGACCAGGGCGUCAACGUGCGCGAGAAGGCCAAGCAGCUGGCGGCGCUGAUGCGGGACGAGGACCGGCUCAAGCAGGAGCGCGCCCAGGCGCUCAAGACCAAGGAGCGCAUGGCGGGCCUGGCCACCGGCAUGGGCUCGGGGUCCGGCGCCCUGCCGCCCCCCUACCCCGGCCGCCGAACCAGCCAGCCCAGCAUGGCCGCCCUGUACGGGGAGGACUUCAGCCGCUCCCGCGGGUCCCCCUCCUCCUUCAACUCCUCCUCUUCCUCUCCGCGCAUCCCGUCGGAUCUGGAGCAGGCUCGGCCACAGACCAGCGGAGAGGAGGAGCUGCAGCUGCAGCUGGCGCUGGCCAUGAGUCGUGAGGAGAGUGAGAAGCCUGCCCCUCGGGUGGAAAUGGACGAGCAGACUCAGCUCGAGAUCGCCCUCUACCUGAGCAAGGAGCAGCUGCAGCAGCCAGCCCCGCCCCCUCCCGUUGCCUUGGAGAUGGACGAGGACAUGCAGCUCCAGAUAGCCUUGAGCCUGAGCAAAGAGGAGCACGAGCAGGAGCAGCGCAGUCGUCAGGGAGACGAGUCCCUGCUGCAGAAAGCUCUGGAGGAGAGCAGGAGGGAGAGUGAGAGCGGGACGGGGGAGUCUGCGAUGAUGGACCUGGUGGACAUUUUCGGCCCGGUCUCUGGUGCGUCCCCUUCUGAUGACCCUUGGGACGCACAGCCUGCCACCCUGACGACCUCUGACCCCUGGGACUCUGUGGCGGGAGCACGCUCCACUACUCCAGUGAUUGGCAGUCCAUGGAUGGCCCCUCCCACCUCCACUAGCCCCUCCCAACCCUGGGGUCUCACACACGAUUCGUCAGAUCCCUGGGAGGCUCCACCCACUGCGCCUAGCCCCAACCAUGCCAGCCAAUCCUGGAGCUCCCCUGCCCAUCCUGUUGCAGGUGCUCCUGGGAUAGAUCCCUUCUCACUCCCAGGCGAGAACGCCAGGGAGCCAGACAGCAUCACCCCCAGAGUCUUCACCCCUCGCUCAGAAAGCCCUGCGGACACGGACCCAUUUGGGGAGGGUGGCAAGGUGGGGCAGGUGAACGGCCGCAGGGAGGGCAGCCCGGAGCUCUUUGACCUGUCCCGUCUGGGGGAGACCCUAAGAGUGCCCAGCCCCCGCACCUGCCGAACCCCCGAGGCCUUCCUGGGGCCCACGGCCGCCUCGCUGGUCAACCUGGACACCCUGAUCCCCCCCAACCCCCCCGCCAAAAACAAGAACCCCUUCCUCUCAGGUCUUAGCGCUCCCUCGCCCACUAACCCGUUCCACAGCGACCAGCCGCGCCUGACGCUGAACCAGAUGCGGCCCAGCUCCACCUCCCCCCUGCCCCCCGCGGCGCUCCCCUACAGCGCCUCCCUCCCCCUCCCGCUCCCCCACCAGCCGUCGGCCCUGCCCUCCUCCUUCACCCAGCCGCCCGCCUUCCCACCGUCCCACGGGCUGCUGGACAUGCCCAGCAACCUGCCCCAGCCGCUGCUGCCCCUGUCCCCCGUGCCCCCGCCGGGGCCUCCAGGGGACCCCCACGGUCAGAACCCCUUCCUGUGAGGACCUCGCCGAAUUGCCGCUGACAGUGCCGCUUCCGGCCCCUUCCAGAAAGUUCCUGACCUCAGACUACGCUGGAGCUGGAGACGCGCCCCGCCCCAUCCUGCCCGGACCUGGAUACGCCCAGCCUCUCUUGGCCCCGCCCCUGCCAAAGCUGAAAGGCUUUUUAUUUGUUUUUAAGAUGAAUUAUGAUUUUACCCCUGAUUAAUCCCUCUCUCUCUGUCUCUGCACACCUUACACCACACUGUAAGCUCUUGGCAGUCUGUGUGUGUGUGUGUGUGUGUGUGUGUCUGUGUGUGUGUGGAAGAAGUCUAGGAUUGCUUACAAUGCUCUUCUAUGCUCAAAGCCACGGCUGCCUUCCUGUGUUAUUCUCUGAAGUAGGAGUUUCCAGAGAAGGGAAGUGACAGGUGCCCACCAUGGCCCCUCCCUGUCCUGCCCUAGCCCUUCCCCACUCUGCCCUGACCCCUCCCUGUCCUGCCCUGGCCCCUCCCUACUCUCCCUGCUCCGCCCUGCACACCCCUCCUCUCAUAACUGUGACUCCCAACGACCAGCACCAAAUAACCGACAAAACUGGCACAGAUGCUCUGACUCUCGCCCCUCCCUGAAAGCCAGCUCUCAUCUCCCGGACCGUUUUUCUUACUGCGUCUUCACUGGGGGGCACAUAAUAUCUCGAGCAGAGCUGACUGUACCCCCAGAACCACGUGCCUGCCUCACCGACAGACCCACAAUGCAUCGCGAGCCUCUCGGCCAAUGAAACGCGUCGGAAACCCUCGCCUUCGGCCGCGUCGCCUCCGAUUGCCUCUGUGACUGAGUUCCACGCUCUCUGGGGCGAAGGCCGGAGCCGGGGGGAAGGACAGGCGGACGCUUAAGGGCAGACAGACUCACGGACGUGGGUUUCGGCCACGGCGUCGUUUCCACGGACAGGUCGUUUCGGGGUUCGGGGGGUGCGUGAGAGCUGGCCUGAAACGGACUGGAUUUGGACGCGUAACCCCGGUAAACACACUGAUUUACUCACCGUCAAAGUAUAAAUCCAUAAGUAAGAUGAGAUCUAAAUAAAAGAUUUAAAGGAG
Molecule: messenger RNA, 3867 nt
Organism: Anguilla rostrata (American eel)
Lineage: Eukaryota; Metazoa; Chordata; Actinopteri; Anguilliformes; Anguillidae
Gene: epn3b
Product: epsin 3b
Exons: 11
Coding region: 881-2800 (639 amino acids)
Biological process (GO): endocytosis
Cellular component (GO): plasma membrane; endosome; clathrin vesicle coat
Molecular function (GO): phospholipid binding; clathrin binding
Source: RefSeq, a predicted model, not a curated record